Messenger RNA from Tigriopus californicus, 3365 nucleotides. Its product is annotated as titin homolog. Gene Ontology annotation, molecular function: axon guidance receptor activity. NCBI's taxonomy places the organism in Eukaryota, Metazoa, Arthropoda, Copepoda, Harpacticoida, Harpacticidae. The transcript is spliced from 5 exons. The record is from RefSeq and is a predicted model, not a curated record. Bases 326 to 3346 code for a protein of 1006 amino acids. Gene Ontology annotation, biological process: homophilic cell-cell adhesion; synapse organization. Gene Ontology annotation, cellular component: axon; plasma membrane; neuronal cell body.
CAUUGCACCCCUGUCAAGUGAGAAUAAGAAUCUGGAGAGCCGCAAAAAGCUCACCCGCCAACUUGAGGGUUUUGUUUGAGCAAUGCACUUCAAUUCAAUUCUGACUGACCUAGAUCCCUGAGGAAAAGGGAACGACAAACGAGCCAGACAACGAAGAUCUUCGUGGUCCAAUCCUUCAAAUCGUCCAGGAGACGGGGCAGAGGGUUUUCUGUGCUUAAGAGAUCGAUUGAUCGAGGUGCUUUCGUCAAUUUUGGACAUUACUCAAAUGUCAAGCGGGAUUCCCCAUUAUCAAAGAAUAGAGCAUUCCAUCAAGAAUUGAUCCAAAAUGGGCUGGGAACUCGUGGUCUCUGUGCAACUCAUAUUCUUGUUCCUUGUGGGCUCCAUAACCUCUCAAUCAGGAGUCAGCAAUUAUGAUAAUGACGAUUAUAGCGGGGAUUAUGAAGGAUCCUCCUCGGGGGAUUACAAUUACUCCUACUCCUACGAAGACUAUUCUACUAACGACAUUGAAAACGGAUUGGAUCGUGACUCAGAUGAGAGUGAAGUCCUCUACGUUCCACAAAUGUUGAGCGAGCCCCUUCAGUUGAAUGUUUCCAUUGGCGAGAAUGUGGAACUGCCAUGUUUUGCUAAGGACUCCAACGAGUUCGUGCGGAUUUGGAUGAAGGGCACGGACUUUCUCUUCACGGGUGGAAUUCAAAGUACAGAUAAUCCUCGUCUCCAUUUACCCAUGGAGACCACCCUUCAAAUAGAAAACGCUCAGCCAGAAGAUGCGGGUGACUACACGUGUAGGAUCAUGCUCAGAGAUGAGAUCCGUGUCACUCAUACGCUACAAGUUAUGGAACACUUUACAGUCUCCCCAAUUCCAUCCAAUGGUUCAUUGGUGGGCUCGGUGGGACAGCCAUUGACCCUGAAAUGCCAAGUGUUGGGAAAAGAAGGACACGCACUCGCCCAGAACAUCAUAUGGCGGAGAGAAGGCUACAACUUUUCGAAUGGGAACCACACUUUUCAAGGAGGGGAAUAUCCGAUUCAAAACGCGAGUAGGGAGGACGCGGGCAUGUAUUUUUGUUCCCUGGAAUCUGAGGGGGAGAUCAAGCUGGCUUCGAUUCAAGUUCAAAUCGAGUUUCCCCCUAAAAUCAUGUCUAUCGAUAAAGCCCUCAUUCGCACUGGUUGGGGCAAGGCCUUUGAAUUGUCUUGCGUGAUCAUUGGCGAGCCUUCACCAAAAAUCACGUGGUAUAAGGGAAAUGAAGUGGUCGAGCUUGAUGAUCGAGUCAAGGCCACCAAUGCGGGUUCCAAAUAUGUACUGAUCCUCGAGAAAGUGCACAACGACGACAUCGGUCGCUACAUGUGCUAUGCCACCAAUCAUUUAGGAUCUUCCCAACGAACCCUCGAAGUCCAUUUAGACGACAUUGAAACAGACAGGAUCGACUUGGAUAACGAGAAAAUCCCCCUCGACGAUGCUGAUCCAAAAAUGGACGCUUUUCAAGAUUCGUGGACCGAAGAGAAACUGAAAUUGGACCAACUUCGAUCCACAUUGAUGGACGAAAUCCAAACCAUGAGAAAUGUGUCCUUUCGAGUGGGUCAAACUCAGGAUCCGGACACAAUCGAUUUGUCAGUCUUUGCGGACUUGGAGCGACUCCAAGCCGAGAUAAGUCGAUUGCAGGAUUCGUAUCAGCAAGAUAUGAAGGUGCUUCGACAGUUUCGCUUGACCUCUAAAGAUGAGACUCAACGAGUUUGGGACAACAUCAACGAGCUCCAGGAGAUCACCAAUGUCACGUCCAAGAACGUCGAGGACAUCUAUGAGAAGGACAUCCUCCAAUUGCAGAACUUUCAAUCGUCCACUAAGAGUGAUUUGCAAAAUCUGAGGUCCAACGUCAACGAGUUGUCCCAAAAUGUCGAUUCCAAGUUGGGAUUGGUCAAAUCCUUGAGCUCCAACGAGGCCUUUCAGAAUCAGAUUCACGCUUUUAGCAAGGACUUGACCAUUGCUUCAAAUCAUUUGCAAAAGCUGGAAAGUUCAAAUAAAAUCAUGAAGGAGGAAAUACAAAGAAUAUUCGGUGAUGUGGACACAUUCAAGAAGUUUAAACAGGAAUCCGAAAGAGCCCAGGAAGUGUUUCAAAGAGAACUAAACCAGCUUGAAUCCGGGAAAAUAAUAGACUUAUUAAACCAGAUCAAACAAAAUGAUCGAAGCUUUGAAGAGCUCUUCGAUCAUCGGGACAAAGUUGAGCUGGCCAUUGAAAAGAUAACAAACAAAGGUGACCAAAAAUUUACUGCCAUCUUGACCGAGAUCCAAAAGUUGAAGGGUCAAAUGUACUAUCUCCAGCAAAGGUUGAUUCAGAGACGAUUGAAUCAAAAUAAUGGAUCUCGUAUCACCGAUGGAGAAUCCUCCAACGAUCCGAAUGUGAAUCUUCUAGCCCAAGAAUUAGCUAAACUGAGGAAAGAGAUGCAGAGUGGGCUCCAAAGAUGCGUCCAAGGCGAUAUGUUUGAAGAGCUGGUCAAAGAGAUGACCAACAAAGAGAUUCUAAUCCAAUCCCAACUCAACUCCCANGGUCAAAUGUACUAUCUCCAGCAAAGGUUGAUUCAGAGACGAUUGAAUCAAAAUAAUGGAUCUCGUAUCACCGAUGGAGAAUCCUCCAACGAUCCAAAUGUGAAUUUUCUAGCCCAAGAAUUAGCUAAACUGAGGAAAGAGAUGCAAAGUGGGCUCAAACGAUGCGUCCAAGGCGAUAUGUUUGAAGAGCUGGUCAAAGAGAUGACCAACAAAGAGAUUCUAAUCCAAUCCCAACUCAACUCCCAUGACGAUCGCAUUGAUUUCAUUCACGAAACCUCCAAUUCCCAAAGGCAAGAAUGGGAACAGGUCGAGGACAAAUGGGCCAAAUUAGACCAAAGAUUGGAUGUCAUCGAGGCCGAUGCGAAAAAAUACAACCUCAUUUUCCGGGGUCUUAAGCCCCGACAAAAGCUCGAAAGACCUUUCCACGUCGAGGAACUUGUUUCCGAAUACAUGACCUCCACAUUAGAUCUGGACAACGUGGCUUUUGACGAAGCAUCGAGAUUAACAAGAUCGAAGAUGAAUCCCAAACCUGUUUUAGUCAAAUUUCCCAAUAUUCGGGAGAAAAUCCGGGUCCUGAAUCGAAGUCGACGAUUCAGGAGUAGCGUCGAUAUUCAAGAAGAUUUUACGGACAAGGUCAAACUUCAUCGGCGAAGGUUGUCGGCCUUUGCUCGGAGAAGAGCUCGUGUUGUGCGCAAGAAGUGGGCUCUGAAAUAUGAUGAGCUGUACUUCAAUGGAAAGGUUUUCGUGUUCGACGACUUCUCCCAAAGGGUAGUUGCUAAAUCCAUAUUGGAUUCCAAUGGUCAAUAAAUAUUGUUGAUGAUUUUUA